AUGUCAUUAGGAAGAUUCAAUGCAGUUGCAUCGAAAUAUCAAAAUUUAGUCAAACAACGGCUUAGUGAACUUAACAAUUGGGUUCAACCGUCACCAUCGAAAUUUGAUAAUAUUGUAAUUGCAAUGUCAUCAGGUGUAGAUUCUUCAAUGUCAGCUGCAUUAUUUAGUCAAUAUCCCAAUGCUAAAGGAAUAUAUAUGCGUAAUUGGACAAAUGCUAAUGAUUCUGAUUCAGAAUUGAAAAAUUGUGAUGAACAAGAUUGGAAAGAUGCUAUGAAAGUAGCUAAAUAUUUAAAUAUACCUUUGAAUUUAGUUAAUUUUGAACAAGAUUAUUGGAUUGAUGUAUUUGAACCAAUGCUCAAAAGUUAUCAAUUAGGUUCAACACCAAAUCCUGAUAUUUUAUGUAAUAAAUUUGUUAAAUUUGGGAAAUUAAAUACUUAUUUAGAUGAAAAAUUUGGUCAAAAUAAUUAUUGGCUUGUAAUGGGACAUUAUUCAAGAGUAUUAAAACAAAAUGAUAUUAAUAAGUCAGUAGAACAACGAUAUGGUUUAUUUAAAGGUAUUGAUACUCAUAAGGAUCAAAGUUAUUAUUUAUCUCAAGUGAAUAGUAAAGUUUGGCCAAAUACAAUAUUACCAAUGGGUCAUUUAUUUAAAAAAGAAGUCCGAGAAAUGGCAUCUGAAUUAGAACUCCCGAGUGCUAAGAAACCAGAUUCUCAAGGGAUAUGUUUUGUAAAUAAUUCACAAGCUGGCAAAUUUAAAAAUUUCUUAAAAGAAUAUAUUCCAACUGAGUCAGGUAAUAUUAUUACAUUGGAAAACGAUACACAAAAUGGAAAACGUUUAGUAUGGGGCCAACAUGAUGGUCUAUGGUCUUAUACUAUUGGACAAAAAAUUGGAAUAUCAAUGCCACAAGCAGAUCCUAAAUAUAAAGGUACAUGGUUUGUUAGUGAAAAGAUAACAAAAACAAAUGAGAUUGUAAUUGUUAAAGGCAGAGAUAAUAUCAAAUUAUUUCAUAAUUGUUUAAAAGUUGGUCAAUUUGAAAUUCUUGAUGAUACAACAUCUAUUACUACAUUUGAAGAUACAAUACGAAAUGGUUUAAAGGAAGGGACAUUGCAUAUGCAAUAUCGAUCAUUACAGGAACCUAUUAAAGUGAAACAUUGUAAAAUUGUGCCUACAGAAUCAAAUGAUACAUUCAAUAUAAAUAAAAAGGAGACCAAAAUUUUACAAUUAGGAUUGGAACUUUAUGAAUCCCAAAGAGCGAUGGCUGCUGGACAAUAUUGUUGUCUUUACAACGGUAAUCAAGUCAUUGGCAGUGGACCAAUCUUAAAUACACAUAACAAUAACAUACGAGGGACAUAA
Molecule: messenger RNA, 1350 nt
Organism: Maudiozyma saulgeensis
Lineage: Eukaryota; Fungi; Ascomycota; Saccharomycetes; Saccharomycetales; Saccharomycetaceae
Source: the annotation of a GenBank genome assembly